AUGCAGCUCACCGCCGCCGCCUUCCUCCUCUCCACUGCGGCGCUCAUCGCGACAGGCUCCGUCGCCGGAAGCCCCGCCACUGCUGCCCCCUUAGCCACCCAAGUUCACCGGCGCCAGAGCGGCUGCAACACGUUCAACGGCGUAGCCCAAUGUCCCUCCUCUGCAGGCGGCAGCGGCUCCUCGAGCGGCCCAAACGUGCCCAACUGUAUCAAGAUCGACAACACGUGCGACACUUACCAGGGCGUCAAUGUCUGCUACGACCACUGCAAGUACAGCUUCCAGGGCAUGUCCUCUUCGAUCGGGAACAGCGCCUCGAACGUCGUGUCGUGCGACUUUGCGACGCUCAAGUGCGAGGAUGGCACGCAGCUGAUCGCCUGCCGCGACCCGACGUCGUCGGGCACAAUCACCAACGCCUCGUGUGGCAGCAACAACAACGGCGCCGGUGAUGGAAGCCAGCAGGGCGCCGCAGCACCCGGCCAGCAGGCCGCUGCGAGUGGCUCGACGACAACGCCGACGUCCACCACGUCAGUCAGCCAGAGCAUCUCCAGCUCCAGCAGCAGCAGCAGCUCCUCCAGCUCCAGCAGCAGUAGCACCACCACCACCACCAAGAACGCAGCAGCCGGCAGCCUCGGCACAUCAGGCGCACACGCCCUCGCUGCUCUCAUUGCCGUCGCUGGCGCCGCAGCCGUUGCGCUCUAG
Messenger RNA from Tilletiaria anomala UBC 951, 699 nucleotides. RefSeq lists its product as uncharacterized. The transcript has 2 exons. The record is from RefSeq and is a predicted model, not a curated record. The coding region runs from base 1 to 699 and encodes 232 amino acids. NCBI's taxonomy places the organism in Eukaryota, Fungi, Basidiomycota, Exobasidiomycetes, Georgefischeriales, Tilletiariaceae.